Messenger RNA from Sciurus carolinensis (gray squirrel), 1242 nucleotides. It is a transcript of the gene Nrgn, whose product is annotated as neurogranin. The coding region runs from base 177 to 413 and encodes 78 amino acids. NCBI's taxonomy places the organism in Eukaryota, Metazoa, Chordata, Mammalia, Rodentia, Sciuridae. The transcript has 4 exons. The record is from RefSeq and is a predicted model, not a curated record. Gene Ontology annotation, molecular function: calmodulin binding.
UCAGGUUACAUUCGCGAGCGGAGCUGAGCGCGGGAGACCGGACCUGAGAGGAGAGCUGCUGGUUCUGCGCGGGUCCGCCGGCCCCGGAUAGCCCAAGAACUGCCACCCAACAUCACACAGACCCCACCCACGCCCUGCGCCAGGCUCCACCCCAGCCAAGGACCCCCAACACUAGCAUGGACUGCUGCACGGAGAGUGCCUGCUCCAAGCCGGACGAUGACAUUCUAGACAUCCCACUGGACGAUCCUGGUGCCAACGCGGCCGCUGCCAAAAUCCAGGCGAGUUUCCGGGGCCACAUGGCGCGGAAGAAGAUAAAGAGUGGAGAGCACGGCCGGAAGGGCCCAGGCCCUGGGGGACCCGGCGGAGCUGGGGGCGCCCGGGGAGGCGCGGGCGGCGGUCCCAGCGGAGACUAGGCCAGAAGAACUGAACAUUUUAGAAGUUCCCAAGAAGAGAUGGAUGCCGCGUCCCCUUCGCAGUGACGAGACUUCCCUACCGUGUUUGUGAUCCCCUCCUCCCCACCAGCCUGCCAGCUUCUGGAGCCCCCCUGCGUCCCAGAGACUCUCUUCCAGGCAGGCUUCGUCGCGGAGUCGCCAAGUCCGUGCCCUUUUAGUUAGCCCUCCAGUCUAGCGUGGUCCUCAUUCGCCCUUCCUUCCCGCCCUAUCCCCAAACCCCGCACUCCCAAAUUUUCCUCCUUUUGCUUCUCGCCCACCUCUCCCCGCACCCAGCAUGCAGCUCUGCCUCCGCAGCCUCUGUGCGCUCCCCUGCGCGCACUGCGGAGGGCGCCCUAAGCGUCGCCCAAGUACACUCAAUUUAAAAAAAAAGAAAGAAAGAAAGAAAAAAGUCCUUUGGUUCUGUGCGCAGCGACAGGGGGCGCCCUGCGACUCUGUGCUAUUCCCGCCCCAGCCUAGCCUCAGAACUUUAAAUCUGGGACAAGAGGAAAGGGGAAAAGUGUUUACAUGGUUUCGGAUGCCGCUUGCUCCGAUCGGAAGGGAAGCCCCUAUCCCGCACCUGCCUGUCAUUUUACCUUCCUUCUCCCCAGCGCACCCGAGAGCAGUCUCUCCAGCUCUCCUGUUUAUGCAAACGCCGAGCGCCUGGAGGCUCGGUAGGAGGAGUCUUCCGCGGCCCCGCCCCUGCCCCUUCCGGCUUCGGCCCCGCAGGGCUCCUGGGGCUAUGGCCGCAAGGUUUUUAAUCUCGGUGUGUGCAUGUGACCGUUCUGGGUUGGAAUGUGAACAAUAAAGAGGA